AUGCCAUUAAUUAUAAUAAUAUUCUUUGCACAAGGUGUUAAUCUAAUGAAAUUAUCUCCAUUUUUAGUUAUUUUUCCGCAUUGGAUGCUAACUAUGUUUCUAGACAAUAUUAUGAUAUCAUAUGUUUAUGAAAUUCCAUUUAAUUUCAAGAAUUUGGUAAUUUUGACGAGAUGGAAGAACUCAUGGUAUUUAUUGUUAUUCACGAUUGCUUUAAUUGUUUUCUAUCUUUUAAUUUAUUUGAUUUUAAAUGUCUUACUCCCAAGGAAUGAUGGAGCUCCUCCGAUCGGAUUUUCGAAUAUCUUGUCUUUGUCGGCAUGGAAACAGAUUUUCAAUUUCAAAAAGAGCGAAUAUAUUGAAAAUGUAAAUGAGUCAUUUAUUGAAGUUACAGGAAUUGAUAAGACAUAUAAAGGAUCAAUGCCUGUUCACGCGUUAAAUGAUGUCUCGUUUACAAUAAAUAAAGGCGAUACAGUUGUUUUGAUUGGUCCUAAUGGAUCAGGUAAGAGUACAUUGUUGAAUGCUAUGACAGGAAGUAUCAGUAGUGAUCAAGGAGUUCUUCGAAUAUAUGGAUGUCGAUGUCCAUCUGGAUUCAAUGCACUUCAAGAUCAUCUUGGAAUUUGUUAUCAAGACAACAUAUUGUUUGACAAGCUGAGUGUUUAUCAACAUCUUGAAUUGUUCGCUACUAUCAGAGGUGUUUGUUGUGAACGUGUUUGUGAAGUUGUUGAUGAGUGCAUGAGCAGAUUCCAUUUGGAGGGUAUGGAUAACAUGCGGUCAUCGAAACUGAGUGGUGGCAACAAACGAAAACUUUGUGUUGCGAUCGCAUUCAUUGGUUCUCCUAAGUUUGUCAUCCUUGAUGAACCGACAUCAGGUAUGGACACAUCGAUGCGACAAGAGAUGUGGAAAGCUAUCUCUAGUUACAACAUCACAUCGAUUGUUAGUUCUCACUCAGUUGAAGAAGCUAGAAGUCUCACGAAUCGAAUCUUCGUUAUGCGAAGUGGUGAAUUGUUAUUUGAUGGUAGUCCUAACGAAUUACGACGCAAAUUCCAUUGUGGAUAUCGAUUGACACCAAUCUUUUACAUAGAUGGUGACAAACGAUAUCGUGAUGUUUUACUUCGAUGGAUGCAAACUAAUGUUCAAGGUGCCAUUAUCAGUCCCAUUCGUGAUGAAGAUAUAUUGUUCCCGAUAUGUGAUGAUGUCACCGAACUACUCGAAGAACUUGAACAAAAGUUACCCAUUUUCCGAAUGCGUUCAUUCAAUAUCAUUGUUGAACAACUAGAAAGUGUUCUUUAUCGCAUGUUUAUUGAUGAUGAAAACUAG
Messenger RNA from Trichomonas vaginalis G3, 1314 nucleotides. Its product is annotated as ATPase activity, coupled to transmembrane movement of substances. The coding region runs from base 1 to 1314 and encodes 437 amino acids. The record is from RefSeq and is a predicted model, not a curated record. Lineage: Eukaryota; Parabasalia; Trichomonadida; Trichomonadidae. The transcript has a single exon. Gene Ontology annotation, molecular function: ATP hydrolysis activity; ATP binding.